Micromonas commoda is the source of this 933-nucleotide messenger RNA. RefSeq lists its product with no specific name. Lineage: Eukaryota; Viridiplantae; Chlorophyta; Mamiellophyceae; Mamiellales; Mamiellaceae. The record is from RefSeq and is a predicted model, not a curated record. Bases 1 to 933 code for a protein of 310 amino acids. The transcript is spliced from 2 exons.
AUGAAUUUUCGGUUGCUCACGGAACUGAAGAGCUACCUGAAUAACCCGGAUGAAAUCGACAUCUGCCAAUGCCAGGAACCAGAGUGCACUGAUAUAAUUGACUUGCAAGAAUCUGUGCAGUGCAUGGCCUGCGAGAACAAGUUUUGUCAUGAAUGUGCUCAUGCUGAUCAUGACGAUGCAUGCGCUGACUGCCGUGGAUUCUUGUGUUCUCUGGCCAACUGCCCGGGCGAAGAGUACGCGGUGGAGCAUCUUCACUUAUGUGAGGUUUGCGAAGAGGAGUUCUGUGAUGAUUGCAGGUUCGUGUUUCAGUGCCACGGCAACGAUACCAACAGGGGAUGCUUGAAGUCGACUUGCGAUGAGUGUAGCGAUAUGCACCUUUGCGAUGUCUGUGGAGGAGCGUGGUGUGAUAAAUGUAAUGAUGGUGGUGGUGCCGUCGAGAUUUGCUUCGGCAGCGGAAAAUACGACCACAAAAACUCACUGAUGAAGUACAGUCCGGGAUGCAGCAAAUCGAUUUGCGAAGCCUGCAACACCGACACGACAUCUGGGAGAUGCAAUUUGUUUGAUUGGUGCGACUGCUGUGAUGGCACAUGGUGCAAAGACUGCACACCAGGCACGUUUCGCUGCAGCUGCUGCCAGAGUUCUCACUGCAAAGACUGCAUGCGGUACGGAUGUGAUGGAUCCCCGAUCAAGGAUUACCACUGUUGCGGAAGUUACGCUUGCGAAGUUCGCUGGUGUGAUGAUUGUGUUGAACGCGGGGCGGACGGUAUUUGCAUAUGCAGCAGUGAAGGUUGCGGCAACAUGUCGUGCGGAAAUUGCGCUGCAGACUUUGAAUUCUUCAUUUGCCCCUGCUGCGAAGAUCCGUUCUGCAAAAAGUGUAUUCAGGAUUUAAGUCCCUGCAAAGACUGCAAGAAGUCACAGUCACUGUGUAGGUGA